This is a messenger RNA of Eubalaena glacialis (North Atlantic right whale), 6713 nucleotides long. It is a transcript of the gene RAPGEF5, whose product is annotated as Rap guanine nucleotide exchange factor 5. The record is from RefSeq and is a predicted model, not a curated record. Gene Ontology annotation, biological process: Ras protein signal transduction; positive regulation of GTPase activity. Gene Ontology annotation, cellular component: plasma membrane. Bases 124 to 2778 code for a protein of 884 amino acids. Gene Ontology annotation, molecular function: guanyl-nucleotide exchange factor activity. NCBI's taxonomy places the organism in Eukaryota, Metazoa, Chordata, Mammalia, Artiodactyla, Balaenidae. The transcript is spliced from 26 exons.
CCCGAGCCGCAGUCGCGCCCUCUCACUGCCUGGCGAAGCCGUGGACGGCGCGCGGAGGCGAGCGUGGUGAAGAGGAGCCGCCGGCGCCGCAGCCUCAGCCGCAGCCGCAGCCGCCUUCAGGGCAUGAGGAUGGCCGUGGGCUCCGUCAAGAUGCAGCCGCCGUGCGAGAGUCCGGCCCUGGCCGCCGCGGCGGCGGUGGCGGCGGCGGACGGCGCCUUUCGCCGCAGCCCCAGCGCCCGCGAGCCGGAGCGCGAGCCGCUGCAGGUGCCGCCGCGGCCGCGGCUGCGGGACCUGCCGGCGCUGCUGCGGAGCGGCCUCACUCUGCGGAGGAAGCGCAGCGCCGCCGGGGGCCGGACUCUAUCAAGAAGAAUUUCCAAUCCAUACCUUGAACCUACUCCUUCCCAGAUUUAUGGAGAGAAUUCUUCUUGUGCAGGAAGAGCACUGAGGAAUAUUAUCACCGUUCAGGCAGCUGACCUGAUAAAGGACAGGGUGAACCUCAAGGGAUUUUACAGGAGAAGCUGCGUUGGGUCGGAACUGGUAGACUGGCUUCUAGAACACUGUCCUUUGGUCCAAUGCAGAUCUAUGGCCAUAGGGGUCUGGCAGCUCCUACUGGAUAUGGGAAUUAUGUCAUCAGUGGACCAGCAUUUAUGCUUUCAAGAUACCUAUGUUUUCUACCAGUUUUCGUCUGAUGAGUGUAGCUACUUGUACUGUGAAUUUGAAAGAGAAGAGGCGUGGCAAAAUGGUGUCAAACUUUUACUGCAGCUUGUGCCUCUUGUUCCCACUAGAGCUGGCAUCUGUGAACUAUCUCAUCAGAAAAUUGAAGACUCAGAAGAGAGCAGUGAUGAAAUUCUUUGUCGUCUAACGUCUGCGGUGCAGAGAGAGCUAGCAGCUGUUAUUGCUUUGAAAGCAAGGAAGUCUGCAAUUGAACAAGAUGAAGAAAACAGUGACAAACACGUAACUGUGACAGAGGCUGAAGGUGUGGCAGAUCCUCAGGCCGGGGUGAUAUGCAAACUUCAGGAGAGAGAUGAUAUCGGGCGAAUUGAACUGGUCCAGAAGCUGGCAAGAGAAAACUGUCAAUUUUUGCAGACGGACAAAAAAGAACAGGAGAAGUCUGAACAUCAGGAUGAUGAAGUGACAACCGUUCAGGUUAAAGAGCAGGACCGGGACGUCCUGGUGCUGAAGAAAGUGCAGAGCUGCGGCCCAGCCCCCCAAGCGGGGAGCGCGGAGAGCAAUUGGAGAUACGUGGUCGUGUCCGGGACCCCGGAGAAGAUCUUGGAGCACCUCCUGAAUGACUUGCACCUGGAAGAAGUCCAGGACAAAGAAACAGAGACCCUCCUUGAUGACUUCCUUCUCACGUACACGGUCUUCAUGACAACUGACGACUUGUGCCAGGCGCUGUUGAGGCACUAUUCUGCUAAGAAGUAUCAAGGCAAAGAAGAAAACUCAGAUGUUCCUUGUCGGAAACGGAAGGUCUUGCAUCUUGUUUCCCAGUGGAUUGCUCUGUACAAAGACUGGUUACAUGAAGAUGAACAUUCAAAAAUGUUUUUAAAGACCAUAUACAGAAAUGUACUGGAUGAUGUAUAUGAAUACCCAAUACUUGAAAAAGAACUGAAAGAAUUUCAAAAGAUACUUGGAAUGCACCGUCGUCACACUGUAGAUGAAUAUUCACCACAGAGGAAGAAUAAAGCCCUUUUCCACCAAUUCAGUCUUAAGGAGAACUGGCUCCAGCAUAGAGGAACUGUGACGGAAACAGAGGAAAUUUUCUGUCACGUGUAUAUAACGGAGCACUCCUAUGUCAGCGUGAAGGCAAAAGUUUCCAGUACAGCCCACGAGAUCCUGAGAGUUGUGGCGGAAAAGAUCCAGCAUGCGGAAGAGGAUCUGGCUCUGGUAGCCGUCACAUUCUCUGGGGAAAAGCAUGAACUUCAGCCAAAUGACUUGGCCAUCUCCAAAUCCCUUGAAGCAUCUGGUCGGAUAUAUGUCUACCGGAAAGACCUGGCUGACACUUUGAAUCCUUUUGCAGAAAAUGAAGAAUCACAGCAAAGGUCAAUUAGGAUUUUGGGAAUGAACACUUGGGAUAUUGCUCUGGAAUUAAUGAAUUUUGAUUGGAGCCUCUUCAAUUCAAUUCACGAGCAAGAGCUGAUCUACUUCACGUUGAGCAGACAAGGAAGUGGGGAGCACACAGUGAACCUGAGCCUCCUGCUCCAGAGAUGCAAUGAGGUCCAGCUCUGGGUGGCCACGGAGAUUCUGCUCUGCAGCCAACUGGGCAAGAGAGUGCAGCUGGUGAAAAAAUUCAUCAAAAUUGCUGCUCACUGCAAGGCCCAGAGAAACCUGAAUUCUUUCUUUGCUAUUGUGAUGGGUCUCAACACUGCCUCUGUCAGCCGGCUGUCCCAGACCUGGGAGAAAAUCCCUGGGAAGUUUAAGAAACUUUUUUCUGAACUUGAAAGUUUAACGGAUCCUUCCCUGAAUCACAAAGCUUACCGAGAUGCAUUCAAAAAGAUGAAGCCACCCAAAAUCCCUUUCAUGCCCUUAUUGCUUAAAGAUGUAACAUUCAUUCAUGAAGGAAAUAAAACAUUUUUGGAUAAUCUUGUCAAUUUUGAAAAACUGCAUAUGAUUGCAGACACCGUCCGAACACUGAGACACUGCAGGACUAACCAGUUUGGAGGUGACAUAUCUCCAAAAGAGCACCCAGAGUUAAAAUCCUACGUUCAUCACCUGUGCGUCAUUGACAGCCAGCAGGCCCUGUUUGCGCUCUCGCACAGGAUCGAGCCACGGGUGUGAGCCCUCCCCACGCCUCGCCACCCCGGAAUCACAGCCCCGGAGCUACGGGGAUGGCAGCGCCGAGCACAUUGCUUUCCUGAGAGAAAAGAAGUUGCUGAGUUUUAUCAGCAUAUCACAAGACAUCCACAGGAAAGCCAGCCUGAGCGUGCUCGCGAAGUGAUGUCAGCUGCCAGAGAUGCGGAGAGGCUGCUGUCGGAAGGAGGAGGCAGAAGCUUUCUCGAAAUGGAGAAGUCUGGUUUCUUAGGAUCACCUUGUUGAACCAAUCCAAUUUUCACUUUGAGAUGCGCCAGCGUCAAGACGAGAGACCGUCUCGUGUCAUACGGUGACCAGAUAUCUCAGUAAGAGCAUGUGUGAGCCUGGGAGGAGUUUUACUUUGCCUGGCAGUAGAUGACUGUUUCUAGGCUGUCAAAGCAGGAGCUCGUUUGAACACCUGAAGACAGUGAUGGCAUCUCUAGGUUUCCAGGGAGACGGACCGGUCUCUGUCUUUAUGAACUAUGACAUCACCAAAAGCCACUUGUGUCUAGGGAGUUAGUGAGGACUGGCAACUGGCAUCCCUGCUCUGAUCUCCAGAAGAGAAAUGUCAAGGCAUGCAUUUCUUGGCAUCCACAGUCACUUAGUGAUGUAUGCUUGCAGGUGAAAUUCGUUUCUGCGCAACUGAUUCACAACUGUAGGCAAGUUAGACUAAGUUGCGUUGCCAACACGGAAGAACAGUCACCUUUAAGAAAUCGACUCAUUUAAUUUCUGGGGAUUUUCUUUCCACGUGCAAGCAGGCUCUCAUCUCUUCUUGGGUACAAUACGAUUUUUGACAAAAGCUCAGUGCCUGACACAUUGCAGGCACUCUUAACUGUUUCUGGAGGCGACAGUCACAAAGGCCCGCCUUCUUGUGCCUGGCGAUGCCCUCGUGUGUUGCUUGCUUCCAGCAGCCUCAUGCCCACACUCUGGAAUGAGAACGGCCCGUACAGGGAGGUUAAGUGGGAUUUGAUGUGUGAAGCACUUAGCACUCCCUGGAGAAGAACAAGGGGUUAAAAUAGUGGUGAUUGCCCAUCUUUCAGCAAAUGAAAAGAACCCCAAAGAUCCAAAUGUCUGAUGUAUGUUGGACACUUGGAAGUCCUAUAGUCCACCUCCCAACCAAGGCAGGGAGCCUUUCUAUAAUUUGCCUUUUUUUUUUUCUUUUUUUUUUCAAAGUCUCAGAGUCUUUUAAGUCUUUUUAUUCCCAUUUUUACAGGUUGGGGCUCCUACAGUAAAUAUGACCUCUUGCUGUUCUCAAGAACUGGUUAGAGGAUUUCCCUCAACCUUCAAACGAACAAAAAAGCCUGUGGGAUACAGUAACGAAAUCCACCCCUGCCAGCUAGAUCCUUGUCACUUUGCUAAAAUACAAGGGCCCUGCUUUGCCUAUUAGCUUCAUUCAUUUUCCACACAUGUGAUCCCGGUGCCCCUCUCACCACUCCUGCCUGGUCCUCUCCUUGGUGCCCGUACAGAAUCGCUUCUUCUUGUCUCAUCAGCACCUCAUUACUGAGAUGUGUCCAAUGCUUUCUUACACCUUCAUAGCAGUGCUGUUUCCUGGGCUCGGGAACCACACUGGGCUUGAGAGAUCACUGGAAGGAACCACGUGGAGCAAAUUUGGGGUAGGACUUUGAAAGAGAGUCUGUCCCAGCAUGUCACACUUCAGUCCUGAACAUUAACAGGGCUUUAUAGAAAGGCGCCAUCCAGGGCUAGUCCGCUCAGAGAAAUGCCCCAGGCUACUGGGAAUGGAAUGAGACUCAUUGGAGGAGAUCAGAGCCAUCAGAACCAGGGAAAAGAGACUUUUCUCGUGGCUGAUCAAACACUGGAAAAGCUCUCCCCUUGGCAAUUACUGAGGACGGUGUGGGCUUACAGCACCAGUGUGUGUUCUGGUCUUUUCUCUAUGCUCGGGAGUAGCAUUGGGCCAUUCUAAUCCUACGAGGCCAUUUUGACAUUGUCUCUGUGUUUUACAGUUUAAAUGGUUAUUCACAUUAGAUCUACAUUGCUUCAACUAAAACUAUUGCAGUUGCUCCAGCGGAGAACUAUUUUAGCACAGCACCUGCUGCUUGGACCUCAACUCAGAUGUGUGCAUGGCCAAACGAAUCCACACGUAUAUCACACCUAAACAGAUUUUGAGGGUGUAGUCAGAGUACUCCACAUGGUAUGGGUGGAAACAGACUGGGAGAGAACGGCGCUUGCUCACUGUUUCCUCCAGCCAUGGUCUUGUGGCUCUUGGGGCAGCAAAAGGAAAGGAGGAUUUUGUUUUGUUUAGAUGUGCUUUUCCAUCCCUGUCUUCUGAAAGUCAAAAUCUCUAAAUCUGCCUGAAAUUUAACAGCUAUCUCCAGAGGUUUCCCAGGCAGCAGCUCUCAGAAAUUUCAGAAGCAAUGAGAAGACGUGAAUCUGGAAUCAAUGAAUUCAAGGCAGAAUCAUGGGAACCAGAUGUAGUUCAACGUGAAGCUCUUUCUAAUGAGUCUGGAGCUGUCCAAGUGAACAGGCUGCAGGGGACUUAAGCAGGGUCCCUGUUAAUAGGGAUGGGUCAUAUUCCCUCUGCAUAUAUCUGCCAAGGCCUCUUUGGAAUAGGUUUUGUUCUGGCCAGAAGGGUGGCCAGGAGGACCUGUAAGCUCCUUUCUAACUCUGUUAAAUUUUCACAAUCGCACGAAAUCUCCAUUCACUCUGAAAAAUCUCCUAUCAUCUGAGACCUUCACCAGCGACGGGUGCGUGGGCACUUCUAAGGGGGUUCUUUUUGCUAUGGCACAAUUUUCAGACAGUCCUAUGGGUCUUUGGAUUUGUCAGCAUUCCAGCAAACCAGCCGUGCUUAGAAGUUAGCACAGAGCAAGUUCCUAUCGGCAAAAUCACAACCACUCAAAAAUUUUUUUUUAAUUUUUCCAUACACAUUUGCAGAUGCUCCAAAGACUACAGUGUUUUAUAAUAACUUCACUCUUCAUUAUAAUCUGUAUAAUUGCCAAAUGGUUGUAGUGAUACAUGUUAUGGCCUGCGUUCACUUUAUUCUAGUAUCUCUUUAGAAUAAAUUCAUUUUCCUAGACCCCUGUGCACAAGCAAGUUGGGUGGAGAAUACCUUAAAUUCAGAAGCAUAGGGACAAAGUAAAAACCCGUACCUCCCAGCUUGUAGGGAGAUGUUGCACUAAUGCAUACUCACCUCCAAGUAGGGAGACACAGUGGCAUCAAAGAGAAGGUGCUGGUGACGUUUGAUCCCUGGAGCUGGGCUUUCACUGCUGCCCCGAUCCCUGCCCAGUGGUUUUGUUGCAGCCAUCACACACACCACAGAUUCCAAGUGUCCCUAGAUGGCACAGCUAAUCUGAGCUUCUCAGAAACUAGGCAAAAACAUUAAAAUGGGGAAUAUCAGGUCCACUGUGGUGAUCUAACAUGGAUAGCAUUUCUUUUAAAUGCUUCAAAGACAUGUCCUUAAAUUUUCAGCCUGCUUAUUAACGAGUGAGCCAUUGUGCUUAAAACUAGUGCUGGAAAAAAGUUUUUAAAAAUUGCCAAAAAGUUAGAUGAAAAUGUACUAUAUAAAGCAAAGCUGUAUAUACUAAACAUUUUUUAGCAGAGUAAUAUUUAUUUGCAUAGCCUAUUUAUUGUAUUCGUAUUACACUGUUAUCAAAUACUGGGAUGAAAUCGAUGACCAGAAGCAAGGACUUUUGCCUUUUAAUGUAUCAUUAAUUAGGACCGCUGUGACAUUAUCAGCUUUCAUUAACAGAAGAUAGAAAACCCACAAUCAGGGCGUCUACCUAACUUCUCAGGGACUACACUUUGUAGUUUUCCACCAUUAGAAGAGCUGGUAAAUAUGAAACAUUUGUGGAAUUACCAGAAUUGCCAUUAACAGUAUUUUCUUUCUCAUAUUUCAUGCUUUCUGCUUCUGUAUAUAUGACUGUGCUGUGUAUUUAUCAAAGCUAGUAAGCAAUAAUUUAUAUGUAAAA